This is a messenger RNA of Suillus paluster, 369 nucleotides long. RefSeq lists its product as uncharacterized. The record is from RefSeq and is a predicted model, not a curated record. The annotation marks the transcript as partial. The transcript has 4 exons. NCBI's taxonomy places the organism in Eukaryota, Fungi, Basidiomycota, Agaricomycetes, Boletales, Suillaceae.
AUGUUUGCGUUCACGAACCUCUUAUUCACUAUAUCGUCUCUGGCAUUAUUGGCACUCUCACUGCCAUUGAAGUUGAGGGAUGUUGUGGAUCCGCCCGUUACUAGUCCAACGGCGGGUACUGUAUGGCAUGUUGGAGAGAAGCAGCUGGUGACUUGGAGCACUAAUGCUUUGCCUGUCAAUAUGACCAAUCCGGUUGGGAUGCUGGUUCUGGGAUACAUCAUAUUAUUAGAUUCACCACUUGCAACGAACAUCAAUUAUACGGUCGGUCAAGUUCAGAUCACCGUCCCUAAUGUGGACACACGAGAAGAUUAUAUCGUCGUUUUGUUUGGUGACUCUGGCAAUGCCAGUCCACAGUUCACCAUUAUCAAC